Molecule: messenger RNA, 1555 nt
Organism: Phymastichus coffea
Lineage: Eukaryota; Metazoa; Arthropoda; Insecta; Hymenoptera; Eulophidae
Product: tubulin gamma-2 chain
Exons: 9
Coding region: 197-1555 (452 amino acids)
Biological process (GO): mitotic sister chromatid segregation; mitotic spindle organization; cytoplasmic microtubule organization
Cellular component (GO): nucleus; centrosome; microtubule
Molecular function (GO): structural constituent of cytoskeleton; GTP binding
Source: RefSeq, a predicted model, not a curated record
AGGAGCUAUACUAUAGCCUCUAUCAAGUGCUACCGGUUAAAAUAGUCGUUUUUCGUUUGAAUUGUCUUACGUCUCUUCCACGUGUAGAUAAUAUGGCGUGAUUGAAAUAACGCUGAUUUAUUGAAGUGUUGUUGAUAAAAGAGAAUUCAUUUUUUAUUUGUUAGCUUGAAGCUGUAAAUAGAAAAGAAGCUACAAAAUGCCGUGUGAAAUGAUAACGCUGCAACUAGGUCAAUGCGGCAAUCAAAUUGGCUUUGAGUUUUGGAAAAGACUUUGUGCUGAGCAUGGUAUUAGUCCUGAAGGAAUGCUGGAAGACUAUGCUACAGAGGGAACUGAUAGAAAAGAUGUAUUUUUUUAUCAAUCAGAUGAUGAACACUAUAUUCCAAGAGCUGUACUUUUGGAUUUGGAGCCUAGAGUUAUUCACACGAUUAUGAAUUCUCCUUACUCAAAGUUGUACAAUCCUGAAAAUAUAUAUUUGUCAAAGCAUGGUGGUGGAGCUGGAAACAAUUGGGCUUCUGGUUAUCAUCAAGGAGAAAAAUUACAGGAAGAAAUAUUUGAUAUUCUUGAUAGAGAAGCGGAUGGAAGUGAUAGCUUAGAAGGUUUUGUUUUAUGCCAUUCAAUCGCUGGAGGUACAGGAUCUGGCAUGGGAUCUUUUAUGUUGGAGUCUCUGGCAGAUAGGUUUCCUAAAAAGCUAAUCGAAACUUAUAGUGUUUUUCCAAAUCAAGAUGAAAUAAGUGAUGUUGUGGUACAGCCUUACAAUUCUUUAUUAACACUUAAGAGGCUAACUCAAUGUGCUGAUUGUGUAGUUGUUCUUGACAAUACUGCCUUGAAUAGAAUAGCUACAGAUAGGUUGCACAUUCAAAAUCCUAGUUUUACUCAAAUUAAUAAACUAGUCUCAACCAUAAUGUCUGUUAGUACAACAACUCUAAGAUAUCCAUCAUACAUGAAUAAUGAUUUGGUUGGCUUGAUAGCACCUUUGAUUCCGACUCCAAGAUUACAUUUUCUUAUGACUGGUUACACACCCCUUACAACAGAUCAAGAAGGAGCAUCUGUACGAAAAACGUCGGUCUUAGAUGUCAUGCGUCGUUUAUUACAACCAAAAAAUAUGAUGGUUUCUACAGCAUUAGAUAGAAAUGCAGCUCAUUGUUAUAUUUCUAUUUUGAAUAUUAUUCAGGGUGAAGUUGAUCCAACGCAAGUUCAUAAAUCUCUUCAAAGAAUAAGAGAGAGAAAAUUGGCUCAGUUUAUUCCAUGGGGUCCUGCUAGUAUUCAAGUAGCUUUAUCAAGAAAAUCGCCAUAUAUCCAAAGUACACAUAGAGUAUCAGGUCUUAUGUUGGCUAAUCAUACAAAUAUUUCUUCAUUAUUUGACCGCGCUCUACAACAGUAUGAUAAAUUGCGAAAAAGAGAAGCGUUCUUAGAGCAAUUUAGAAAAGAAAAGAUGUUUGAAGAUAAUCUCGAUGAGCUGGAUAACUCGCGAGAAGUUGUUGAUUGCUUAGUGAAAGAGUAUCAAGCUGCCACUAGAUCAGAUUACUUAACGUGGAGCCCUAAUAAAACAGAUUAA